CUCUCUACUUUAGGAGUAUACUUCCAAAGCGCCGAACCAGAGGCAGGCACCUCGAUCGCCGACGGCUCCAGUCAAGGGGCUGGUUGGCAAUUAGCAUGGAGGGCGAGAAGAAGGCGGCCGCCGUAGCGGAGGAUGAGGUUGUGGUUGUGGCUGCUGGCGAUGUGAGCCUGAAGGACCUGUCAAAGAAGCUCAACGACUUCGCCAGGGAGAGGGACUGGGAGCAGUUCCAUAGCCCCAGGAACCUACUGCUCGCCAUGAUCGCCGAAGUCGGGGAGCUGUCAGAGCUGUUCAUGUGGAGAGGGGAGGUGCGGAAGGGCCUCGUGGGCUGGGACGAGGCCGAGAAGGAGCACCUGGGCGAGGAGCUCUCCGACGUGCUGCUCUACCUGGUCCAACUCUCCGACAUGUGCGGCGUCGACCUCGGCGACGCCGCCGUCAGGAAGAUCGCCAAGAACGCCGUCAAGUACCCGGCGCCGCGGCCGUCGAAGAAGGAAGAAGAAGAAGGCGCCUGAUAGCUUUUUUUUUUUCUUCUGCUGUGCAUGUUUGAAGGCCAAUACUACUUGAUGCAGAAAUUGCUCGUCUGAUAGCUUUUGCCUUUUGAAACUGGACCCGCCGGGUAGCUUUUCUCUUGAACUUGCUAUGUCCGAAAUUGGAUCUACUUAUUAUGAAUGAGCAGAGGAAAAAUAACCGAA
Messenger RNA from Zea mays, 689 nucleotides. RefSeq names its product dCTP pyrophosphatase 1-like. The transcript has 2 exons. The coding region runs from base 96 to 509 and encodes 137 amino acids. Lineage: Eukaryota; Viridiplantae; Streptophyta; Magnoliopsida; Poales; Poaceae. Gene Ontology annotation, molecular function: nucleoside triphosphate diphosphatase activity. The record is from RefSeq and is marked validated. Gene Ontology annotation, biological process: nucleoside triphosphate catabolic process.